Batrachochytrium dendrobatidis JAM81 is the source of this 1305-nucleotide messenger RNA. RefSeq names its product fatty acid synthase CEM1. Bases 1 to 1305 code for a protein of 434 amino acids. Gene Ontology annotation, cellular component: mitochondrion. Gene Ontology annotation, biological process: fatty acid biosynthetic process. The transcript has 4 exons. Gene Ontology annotation, molecular function: 3-oxoacyl-[acyl-carrier-protein] synthase activity. Lineage: Eukaryota; Fungi; Chytridiomycota; Chytridiomycetes; Rhizophydiales. The record is from RefSeq and is a predicted model, not a curated record.
AUGGCCCGACGACGAGUAGUGGUCACUGGUCUGGGUCUAGUCACUCCACUCGGAUGCGAUGUAUCUCAUGUUUGGAGUCGACUGCUUUCUGGAGACUCAGGAAUCGUCUCUCUUGCUGGCCGUACUCAUUUACCUACUGGAUUAACCUAUGCUGACAUUUCUUCCCAAGUUGCUGCAUUAGUUCCAACCGAUCCAACUAUUCCUUACAGCUUCAAUGCUUCUGCCGAGUUUUCAAAAAAUGAUGAGAAGAAAAUGCCACCGUUUAUUCUGUAUGCAAGAUAUGCAGCAAGCAGAGCAUUGAAAGACGCUGCAUGGAUACCAUCUACAAACCAAGAUCAAGAACGAACAGCAAGGAUGGGAUGCAUAGACGAUACAGUAAAUUUAGGUCAAGUUAUGGUAACACACGGGAUUCGCAAAGUCUCGCCCUAUCUAGUGCCUCGCUUAUUAAUCAAUAUGGCAUCCGGCCAUAUAAGCAUUGAGCACAAGCUAAAAGGUCCAAAUCAUUCGGUUUCAACAGCUUGUGCAACAGGUGCUCAUGCCAUUGGAGACGCUAUGCGGUUUAUUCAAUAUGGCGAUGCAGAUGUGAUGGUUGCUGGUGGAACUGAAUCUGCAAUAUCGCCCAUCUCUAUGGCUGGAUUUGCUAAAGCUAAAUCUUUGUCGACUAAAUACAAUAACAAACCAAUCGAGGCAUCACGGCCUUUUGAUCGCGAUCGGGACGGAUUUGUCAUGGGCGAAGGUGCUGGAGUGGUUGUGCUGGAGGAAAUGGACCAUGCGGUGAAAAGGGGUGCCAAAAUCUAUGCUGAACUGAGUGGAUAUGGAUUGUCUGGAGAUGCGCAUCAUAUGACUGCUCCACCUGAAAAUGCUCAUGGAGCCGCCAGGGCCAUGCGUCGCUCAUUACAAAUUGCGGGACUGCAUCCAAACGAAAUUGAUUAUGUAAAUGCACAUGCUACAUCAACAGAGAUUGGCGAUUUGGCAGAAACCAGAGCUAUCCGCGAUGUGCUGGGCCAAAAUGUUGCUGUAUCAUCUACCAAGGGUGCUAUUGGACAUUUACUUGGUGCUGCUGGCUCUGUUGAGGCUAUUUUUACUAUUCUCUCUCUUCAUACUAACAUGAUUCCACCUACACUCAACCUACACAAUCUGGAGCCAAAGAGCGAGUUUUGUCUCGAUUAUGUUGCAAACAAGGCACGCGAUACCAACAAACUAAUGCAAAGAUCUGGCACUGGUAUUGGCAUUGGUGCUGCAUUGACAAACAGUUUUGGAUUUGGUGGCACAAAUGCAAGUUUAUGCUUUAAAAAAUGGCUAUAA